This is a messenger RNA of Rhineura floridana, 3580 nucleotides long. RefSeq names its product lipase member M-like. The record is from RefSeq and is a predicted model, not a curated record. Bases 164 to 1339 code for a protein of 391 amino acids. Gene Ontology annotation, molecular function: hydrolase activity, acting on ester bonds. Lineage: Eukaryota; Metazoa; Chordata; Lepidosauria; Squamata; Rhineuridae. The transcript is spliced from 11 exons.
CUCCUCUUUCUCUCACCCGUUGCCUUGGAGGUGUGCUGUGGUGAACCUGGUGGCCGAGCACGCACACCAGGUGGUCAGGCUCUCUGGAUUACGGAGGAGGCAGCAGCUGUUUGAGGGUCCAUUCAAGAUUCAAGCAUUAGUGGAGAAGGGGACCAGGUCUGCGAUGUGGAUGUUUUUGGCGGUGGCCUGCUUAAUACCACAGGCUACAGAUUCAGAAGUCACAUGGAACAGACAUUUGAACCCUCAAGAAUUUAUGACUAUUAAUGAAAUCAUCCAGUAUUGGGGAUACCCCUAUGAAGAGCAUGAUGUCCUGACAGAGGAUGGCUAUUACCUCAAGGCAAACAGAAUUCCUUUUGGAAUACAUGGAAAGACAGGGCCUAAGCCAGUUGUGUUACUGGUACAUGGUGUGACAGUUGAAGGUAGAUGCUGGAUUGCAAAUCUUCCCAACAACAGUCUAGGAUUUGUUCUAGCAGAUGCUGGCUAUGAUGUCUGGAUACUAAAUAAUAGAGGGACCACGUGGUCUAGAAGACAUAAGAACCUGUCAGUUGACCAAGAAGAAUUUUGGAAUUUCAGUUUUCAUGAAAUGGGGAUAUAUGAUAUUCCAGCCACCAUAAAUUUUAUCCUGCAAAAAACACAACAAGAUGGAUUAUACUAUAUUGGCCAUUCCCAGGGUGGUGCAAUCGGUUUGGUUGCCUUUUCAUCCAUGCCACAGCUUGCUGAAAAAGUAAAACUUUUUAUGGGCUUGGCUCCUGCCUACACGAUAGUGGACACCAAGGGCCCCUUGAAAGUGAUUCUGUCACUUCCUGAAGAAACCAUAAGACAUAUAUGGGGCAAGAAAGAAUUCUGUGUUCUUAACAACAGCAUGAAAAAAAUCAGUGCCAACUUGUGCAGCUUUCCAGUCCAAGACAAGAUUUGUCUCCAAAUAGUUUCUCUUAUUGCAGGUUGUAAUGAAAAAAACCUAAAUGUGAGUCGAGUAGAUGUGUAUGCUAGAAUCUAUCCUGAUUAUACUUCUGUAAAAGACAUAGUCCACUGGAGCCAGAUUGCUAAAUCAAAAGAAUUUAAAUAUUUUGACUAUGGCCCUAAGAACAAAAUUGUAUACAACAUGGACAAGCCUCCAUUUUAUAAAAUAGAAGCCAUGGUUGUGCGCACAGCAAUAUGGAAUGGUGGAAACGACAUUAUUGUAGGCCCAAAGAACAUUGAACAGUUGCUCUCUCAAGUCCCCAAUUUAGUUUUCUAUAAGUAUCUUUCUGACUGGAACCAUGCUGAUUUUAUGUGGGGUCUUGAUGCUCCAAAACGCAUGUACCUUGAUAUGCUUCAUCUGAUGCAGAAGUACAAAUAAAACCUUAAUACACAUGGUAAAAUGCAUGUAUUCCAUAUCAGUGUGGAAACCUUCCCCCACCCUGCCCCACCCUAUUUUCUGGUAGAAGAUGUCUUUAAGGUUUGUGCUACUGAAGUCCCCAUCACCACCUAUCUGUCAGAUGUUUUGGAUUACAGUUCCUAUCAAUCCCAGCCUGCAUGGUCAGUGAUCAGGGAUAAUGAGAGCUGUAAUCCAGCAACAACUGGAGGCCACUGUGUUAGGAAAGGUUAUACUCACAGAAGGCACAGAUAAUUGUCAAUAGGGAUUUAACGGACUCAUGUGAAAUACAAAAGGGUACAAGACAGGGAUGUCCACUGUCCCCUCUUUUAUUUAUUUUGGUUCUAGAAGUGCUGCUUAGAGACAUAAGGCAAGACAAAAGGAUUUCGGGAAUAAAGAUAAAAAAAGAGGAAUAUAAACUGAGAGUAUUUGCUGACGACUUGAUAAUUGUAUUAGAAAAUCCCUUGGAAGGAAUUAAAGUAUUGAUGGAUAAAUUAAAAGAAUUUGGACCAUUAGCAGGAUUUAAGAUCAACAACCAAAAAACAAAGAUGUUGGUGAAAAAUUUAUCUUUAAGGGAUCAAAAAGAGUUAAUGGAGAAGACAGAUUUUAAAAUAGAAGAAAAGGUGAAAUAUUUAGGUAUUAUUAUGACAAAUAAAAAUUCAAAGUUGUUUCAUAAUAAUUAUGAAAAAUUAUGGACAGAGAUUAAGAAAGAUUUGUUAAGAUGGGAUAAAUUACAGCUGUCAUUAAUGGGUAGAAUAUCUGUAAUAAAAAUGAAUGUAUUGCCGAGAAUGAUGUUUCUAUUUCAAACAAUACCUGUAAUAUCCUCUGAUUUACCUUUUAAACAAUGGCAAAAAGAUAUUUCUAAAUUUGUUUGGCAGGGGAAAAAACCAAGAGUUAAAUUUAAAUUAUUACAAGACGCCAAAGAAAGAGGAGGACUGGGAUUACCAAAUUUGAGACUUUAUUUUGCUGCUUGUUGUUUAGUCUGGAUAAAGGAAUGGAUUUUAUUGAGGAACAAAAGAUUAUUGGAUUUGGAGGGUCACAACCUGAAGUGGGGAUGGCAUGGAUAUCUAUGGUAUGAUAAAGUAAAAGUUAAUGUGGAUUUUAAUAAUCAUUUUAUAAGACGUCCUUUGUUGAAAAUAUGGAAUAAAUACAAAACAAGGUUUUUUUUUGAAAAUACCACUAUGUGUUUCAAGUCAAGAAGCAUUUUAUAGAAGAGAAAUGGCUGGAAAAGAGAAAUGGUUAAUUUACCAAGAACUAUUAGAAAAUGUGCAUGGAGAAUAUAUAAUGAAAGAGAGAGAACAACUAAUAAAGGAAGGAUAUAGUUCUCAAUGGUUUGCCUAUUUACAAUUGUUAGAAAGAUACAAAAUGGAUAAGAAAAUGUAUGGGUUUGAAAUAAAUAAAUCUGAUUUUGAAAUAGGUUUGUGUACAAAUGAUGAAUGUAUAAUUGCAAAAAUGUAUAAAUUUUUAUUGAAAAUGGACAUGGAAGAAGAACAAGUAAAAGAGUGUAUGGUCAAGUGGGCAAAAAAAAUUGGUUAUAAUAUACAAAUGGAUCAAUGGGAAAAUAUGUGGAAAAAAGGUUUGAAAUUUACAUUAUGCUAUAAUCUUAAAGAAAAUUUUUAUAAAAUGAUGUAUCGUUGGUACAUGACUCCAGAAAAGUUGUCAAAAAUGUAUAGUAAUGUUUCUAAUGUAUGUUGGAAAUGUAAACAACAAGAAGGAUCUUUUUAUCAUAUGUGGUGGUCGUGUAAACAGGCAAAAUUAUUUUGGGCACAGAUAGGUAGGAUGAUGCAAAAAAUCUUAAAGAUAAAUAUUCAGUCAAAGCCAGAAUUUUUUUUAUUGGGUUUUAUGGAUAAACAAAAGGAAAAGAAAUAUGGAAGAAUAAUAUUAUAUAUGAUUACGGCAGCAAGAUUAUUAUAUGCACAAAAAUGGAAAAUGGAAUCAACACCAACAAUGGAAGAAUGGCUAUUGAAAUUAAUGGACUUAGUAGAGAUGGACAAAUUGACAUGCCUUCUCAGAGAAAAAACGACAGAUACAUUUCUUAAGGAAUGGAAGCCUCUUUUGGACUUUUUGUUGAAAGAAAAAAAUGAAAUGAUGAUAAUGGGAUUUGACGAUUAAUUAAGAUAGACUAUGGAAAAAAGUGAAUUUCGUAUGUUUUAGGGGACAGGUUUGAUAUAUAUUACAUACUUAUAGCUGAUCUGUGACAAAUCGGAAGUCAAGUUUUUAUUUUUA